CUUUGUAAAGGUCAUCAAGUUUUCUAACCAGAGUCAAAGUUAUAUACAAAAGACGUGUUUAUUCUGGUUUAGUAUUUUGUUAUAAGCGAUUGUGCCUUCAAACAUAAUCAUGGGCUCCCGAUUUCAAGUUGUAGAACAAGGUCCUCCUAUCGAAGUUUUUCAAUUAAAUAAGGCUUUCACGGAGGAUUCUUAUAAAAAUAAAGUCAAUCUUAGCGUUGGAGCCUACAGAGAUGAGAAUGGCAAACCCUGGGUUCUGCCAGUUGUGCGGAAAAUGGAGAAACAAAUGGCAGAAGAUGAAUCUUUAUUACAUGAAUACCUGCCCGUCCUUGGACUCGACGCUUUCACCGAAGCUUCAGUCUCUAUGCUGCUUGGAAAGGACAACCCUGCGAUAGCUGAGGGUCGUGCAUUCGGUGUGCAAACACUGUCUGGAACAGGCGGUCUCCGGGUCGGAGCUGAACUCCUGAACAAGCAUCUGAAGUACGACACGUUCUACUACUCGAAUCCUACAUGGGAAAACCAUCACUUGGUGUUCGUGAACUCUGGGUUCACAAAUCCAAGGACGUAUCGCUACUGGGACGAGAAGACUCUCUCUAUAGACUUCGACGGUCUCAUAGAGGAUCUCAAGAACGCUCCAGAGAAUUCCGUCAUACUGUUACACGCGUGCGCACACAACCCCACAGGCAUAGACCCCAGCCAUGAACAGUGGGAGAAGAUCGCUGAUGUCAUGGAGGAGAGGAAGUUGUUCCCGUUCUUCGACAGCGCGUACCAAGGCUUCGCGUCCGGAGACCUGGACCGAGACGCCUGGGCCGUGCGCUACUUCGUCAAGAGAGGCUUCGAGCUGGUCUGCGCACAGUCCUACGCCAAAAACUUCGGAUUAUACAACGAGCGUGUCGGUAACCUGACCGUAGUGCUGUCUGAGUCUAGUCACGUGGCGCCGCUCAAGUCACAGCUGACGUGGAUCGUGCGAGGGAUGUACUCCAACCCUCCAGCGCACGGGGCGAGGGUUGUCGCUCAAGUGUUGCGGAACGAUGUGCUAUUUGAUCUGUGGAGAGACCACAUCAAAUUCAUGUCCUCGAGGGUUAUGCAGAUGAGAGAGGCUCUGAGAGCGGAACUAAUUAAGUUGGGCACCCCCGGCAACUGGGACCACAUCGUCAAACAGAUCGGUCUGUUCUCCUACACGGGUCUGAGCCGGCGUCAGUCGGAGCACCUGAUCCAGGAACACCACAUCUACCUUCUCAGAACCGGCCGCAUCAACAUCUGCGGCCUCAACCCCGGCAACGUGCAGUACGUGGCGCGCGCCAUCAACGACGCCAUCACCAAGUUCCCCACGGACCAGUAAUUUACUUUUUUUUAAUCGUCGGAGCGCUCUGUAUAGUCUGUGGAGUUGGAAUACCGCCGCGCCGGCAGCUUGUGACGCAUUUAUGAAGAGAUAUCGCUCGCGCACUUUAGAACGUUCGCGGUCAACGGAUCACUAUAGCUUGUAUCGGUUCCUUAGUAUUUUUUAUAAAUCAAAUUUCAGAUUUGUAUCAUUUUUUGACACACUUUAUUAAACUAGCGAGUAAAUUUGUAAAGGUAUACAUUUUUUAGAUGUUUUACAAUGUAAUUGCAUUUUAGUUUGUAUACUGGCAACACCUUUAGCUAGCGAUGUAGUAGUUGUUAAGGUUCAAAAAUCAUUAAUAGCAAAUCAUAUUAAACUGGCAACACUGCCGUAUAAUGUUUAUAGAAGUAAGCAAGCCUUAUUGGUCGGUAUUUUACAUACUUGUAUUCAGUAUUAAAAGCUUCAUUGCGAGACCAAAAUAUUAAGAAACACCAAUUUAUAUGAGGAAUAUAUAUAUUUUUUUCUCUUCAACAUCUCAUCAAUCAGCAUCACCACACUUGUAACUGCAUUUUGCUAUCAAAUAGCCCGUUUUUCAUGUAUUUAGUUAGUUAUUUUGAUGAAAAUAUAUAAAUCUCUGUUACAA
This is a messenger RNA of Danaus plexippus (monarch butterfly), 1961 nucleotides long. It is a transcript of the gene Got1, whose product is annotated as aspartate aminotransferase, cytoplasmic. The record is from RefSeq and is a predicted model, not a curated record. Gene Ontology annotation, molecular function: L-aspartate:2-oxoglutarate transaminase activity; pyridoxal phosphate binding. NCBI's taxonomy places the organism in Eukaryota, Metazoa, Arthropoda, Insecta, Lepidoptera, Nymphalidae. The transcript is spliced from 9 exons. Gene Ontology annotation, biological process: L-aspartate biosynthetic process. Gene Ontology annotation, cellular component: cytosol. Bases 110 to 1339 code for a protein of 409 amino acids.